CUUUUCGAAGAGGGUGCUUUUCUGGACGCGCGUCUGUUGUUCACAUUAGUGCAUCUCAGUAGUUUUCUCUCUGCGCGAUUCCUGGACUCAGCAGUUCGACAGACCUUUUGUUAUUGAACUGAAGGUUCUACCAGAUCGCGAAAUUUAGAAGAGUUUGUAAGCAAAGUUUAGUGUUGAAUCUAAUCGGAGUGGUGUCAAGUUGUGAUUCGCUUCCAUCGAAAUUGAAAGUGCUCGGCUCUCUGUGGCUUCGUAAAGAUGUCCUCCUUGUCGCAAGUGCAGCAGCAGCAGCAACAACAACAGCAGCAAUCACCUUAUGGUCAUAUUAACAAUAACACAAGCCUCAAUAGCAACAACAGCAGCCACAACAUUCAGCCCGAAUAUGACGAAUUUGAGGAAGGUGAAAACGAACAGGAUGUUUACGACGAGGGAGCGCUGCUAGUUGAGGAUGACAACGUCGAGGAUAGCGAAGAGGAUACGGAAGAAGCAAGCGAGACGGAGAUGGGGUCCGGUAGCAACCACCGUAACAUGGAUGAACCAAUCGAAAUCAAGGAACAAAUGUAUCAAGACAAGCUGGCAACAUUGAAGAAACAGCUUGAGGAGCUGCGCUCCGGCACUCAUCCGGAAUACGUGAGGCGCGUUAAGAAACUCGAGCAGCAGUGCAACGAGCGCAUCCGGUUGAACGAAAUCUAUCGAGAGUACCUUAUCAAUUGCGUUGAGCGCGAUUACAUCCUGGAGAAAAAUGCAGCCGUCAAAGAGUAUGAGGAGAAAAAGAUCGAUUUGCGGGAAAAUUUGAUAACCGACUUCGAGGAUCGACGCAAGAUGAUCGAGACUGAACGAGCCACGAUGGAGCUGACGGGCGAUUCGGUUGAUGUGAAGCCAACGGUGACGCGAAAGUUGCGUAGGAGACCAAAUGAACCCCUUCCCGUGCCCGAGAAACGUCGAAAGCCCACAACCGGGCAGUUGGUGCUAUUGCUGGACGAAAAGGAGGUUGAGAACGAUCUCAAACUGAUCAGUCGAGGAAAGGCAGUCCAGGUGGUGCGUCCCCACACAAUCAGCACUUCCAGUACCGGCAAUGGAAGCUCGAGUCACAACACAAACAACGCAGCACCGUUGACGAAUCUGUCUUCGACUCAUACCAAUAACUAUCAGCUAAACAAUUGCACCGGAGGAACGUCCAACUCGAAUGACACUGGCGUGCCUCCGUCACCUUCUCCAACAGUAUCUCUCCAGCAAAAUCAGACCGUUUCUCACUCGGUUGCAAACAAUCUUCAUACCGGUGGCCAGAGUCAGGCAAAUAAUCAAAAUCAAAACAGUCAUCAGACGCAACAGCAGCAGCAGCCGCCGCCACCACCACCUCCACCGGUGCCGCAGUCCAACAAUCAAUCCCCAUCAAACAGCAUCCAGCAGCAGCAGCAGCAGCAACAAUCAGCGCAACCACUUGUCGAAACCAAGAUCGAGGACGGGAAGUUACUGUACGAACGCCGUUGGUUCCACCGGGGACAACCCGUUUACGUUGAAGGUAAGGACAUUCCACGCUUUUCGGCCAAUAUUUCCGCCAUCGGCAGCGAAGCGAUUUGGGUGAAGAAAACCUCCGACGGGCAGAAGGUACGCAUCUUCACCAACCAGCUCAGCCGGGGCAAGGUGUCGAUCAAGCGUCGUGCCAACUGAGCGGCGGCGGCAGCGGCCUCAACUUGAUCUGGGUGUUCGAACGCGGUACAAUUUCAGGCUUUGAGUUGUACUUUUAUCUGCUAAACUAUCUUACAAUUGGAUCUCAUUUCAUUUCAUUUCGGGAUCAUUUUUUUCAUUUCUAGCAACAUUGAGGUUGAAUUAGAAUUUUCGAUUCGCAGUUCCAAUCUGAAAAUGAUCACACAAUAGUUAGCAUUGUACAUGGAAGGAAAUUACCCUCUGAACACAGUCGUACCCACAUUUAAGCAGUUCCAAUGUUGCCGCGGAAUGGCAAAUCAACAGAGAAAAAAAAACCAUAGAAAGAUGCUUCAAACCAACAGGCGAGAACGAAGUGUUUCCUAUUUUUCGCGGAAACCAAGGUAAACCGAGAGAGAGAAUGAAAAAAACAGUAAAAACAUUGAAGCAUUUCCAAAAUUCGCGGAAAGGCAAACAAAGAGAAGAAAAAAAACGAUGAUGUGAAGUGAUGUUUCAAGACAACAACUAGUUAUAUUAUUACCAGAGAAAGAGAGAUUCGAGUAUGAAUUAUACGAUGAGAAUAACACUUUGCCUAUGCGCGCGCUUGUCAAUGAAUCGAAUGGAAAUGAAUGUUUUCUAAAGGUUUACCACAA
Toxorhynchites rutilus septentrionalis is the source of this 2294-nucleotide messenger RNA. Its product is annotated as sin3 histone deacetylase corepressor complex component SDS3. NCBI's taxonomy places the organism in Eukaryota, Metazoa, Arthropoda, Insecta, Diptera, Culicidae. Gene Ontology annotation, molecular function: histone deacetylase binding. Bases 256 to 1668 code for a protein of 470 amino acids. Gene Ontology annotation, biological process: negative regulation of transcription by RNA polymerase II. Gene Ontology annotation, cellular component: Sin3-type complex. The record is from RefSeq and is a predicted model, not a curated record. The transcript is spliced from 3 exons.